AUGUGGGAGAGUGAAGAAAAGAACUUGGGAGAAGUUCCGGUUACAAAUCGUCCAUGCCCUCGUCACCCGCAGAGAAAGAAAGUGGUGAUCAGAGAUAUUCCAAAAGGGUUUUUGCCAAUCAAGGUAGGGCAAGGUGAAGAGCAAGAGAAAAUUGUGAUGCCUGUCAUGUACCUUAACCACCCUUUGUUUUCUCAGCUACUGAAAGAGGCAGAAGAAGAGUAUGGUUUUGAUCAGCAAGGAACCAUAAUCAUCCCUUGCCAUGUGAAGGACUUUAGGUACGUUCAAGAACUAAUUCAUAAGGAGAUGUCCACCCAACACCAACACCAUGCCAUUAGCUGUUUUAGGCCUCCACGUUAA
Messenger RNA from Sphenostylis stenocarpa, 357 nucleotides. The record is from the annotation of a GenBank genome assembly. Lineage: Eukaryota; Viridiplantae; Streptophyta; Magnoliopsida; Fabales; Fabaceae.